AUGGCCCAUUACGGAGUCCAUGCGGAGCUCCUCGAGUUCUGUGACGAGUUCUUCCCUAAGCCAACCCCAUCCUGUACUACUAGACCGAAACCCACCCUGGAUGGUAAUCCAUUCGCCGCUCUCAGGAACGCCGAGAAGCUAUUGGAGAAGAAUGUUCGAGCCGCAUUUACCGCCGCCGUCAAUGUCCACGGUCUUGCUCCAGGACUGAAGAUGGCCGAGUGCGGAGAGCGGCCGGAUCCCGCCGCCAUCGAUCCCGAAAGGAAGAAGAUCGAUGCUGCCUUCUACAAUGUUGAUGACGUCCCGGACGAUGGUCGACAGCGCUGGGCCGAUCAGAUUCUGUCGGUAGAAUUCAAGCGCGACGACGUCUCCUUGGACCCCUUCGACGACGACGAAGAGAACAUUAGCACUCCCACUCUGACUCGCAAGGCCGUCCGCGGUCAAAUCAUAUCGUACGCCGAGCUCAUCUUCGCCGUCCAGCAGCGCGUGGCUCUCUUCACGCUCGUCGUCCUCGGCACUCGAGUCCGCUUCGUCCGCUGGGACCGUUCUGGUACGGUGGUUACGAGAGCCUUCGACUAUGUCCAGAACUGGGAAGUGUUUUGCGAGAUCCUGUGGCGUAUCGGCAACUGCACGAUGACGCAGCUCGGCUUCGAUCCCAGCGCAACCCGAUUGUACCCUGGCCAAGCGGAAUACGACCUGAUGGACGCCGCUGCCGACAACGUCGAGGGUGACAUCGACGAGACAGAGCGCGUCCUCUCGGGACCCGAGCUCCCAAAUGGCCACUUCAAGUAUGUCCGGGAGAUGUUCAAGAAGUCUUUGGUCGAUGGCUGGCCGCGUUAUAUGCUCGAGGUGCCCGCUCCGGUCGAGGCAGCCACCACUGCAACGACUGCCACUCCUGCGCGUCACUCGGAUUCGUAUCCCAAAGUUGACCGGCCGGUGCGCAAGUUCCUUGUCUGCAAGCCUGAAUUCCGGGCAAAGGGCAUGGCAGGCCGUGGGACUCGGGGCUACGUUGCUCUUGACUGUACGACAAAACGGUUCGUGUGGCUCAAAGACGCGUGGCGUGCGAACUACAAGAAGGUGGAUCAAGAGGGCGUGAUGCUCGGUUCGCUCAACUCUGCAGAAGUCCCCUUCGUGCCCACGCUUCUUUGUCAUGGGGAUAUUUUGCAGCAGACGACAGCGACCCCUGACUGGUGGGAACGCAAGAACCCACUACGCUCCCCGACCUCCUCCACAUCCACCUCAUCGUCAGCCACCGCUUCUUCGCAUACUCUGGUCGGGCCUUCAACGUCUGGGAGUCUCAAGAGAAAACAUGUUGAGGAGUCUGCCGGCGCCACGUCAGCGUCACCCCAGGACAUAGACGGGAAUUACGAAGAGAACGAUUGGCGCACGGAUUGCCCCCUACGUCUGCACAUGCACUAUCGUCUCGCGGUGAAGGAGGUUGCCAUGCCCCUUAGUAAGUUCAAGCGUGAUCGCCAGUUGGUUGGCAUCAUCUACGAUUGUCUACGUGCCCACGAGAGCGCUGUCAAGCGCGCAAAACUCCUCCAUCGUGAUAUCAGUGCUGGAAACAUCCUGAUCUAUCCAACGGUGGUCAAGUCGCCUGGAAAAUACUGGCUGAAGUGGUCCGGACUCCUGGCUGACUGGGAGCUGUCGAGGGCAGUCCAUGAGCCCGACACUCCGAGGCGCCCUCGCCAACCAGAGCGCACGGGUACCUGGCAAUUCAUGUCUGUGGCUCUGCUCUCACAUGGUCUGAAAAUCGUUGGAGUCGCGGACGAACUCGAGUCAUUCUUCCACGUGCUGUUGUACUAUGCUGUCCGGUAUCUUAAGGUCAAGGACUGUGACCUUCCCACGAUAGCCGGCUACCUCUACGCCUACUUCGACCUCUACGGUGUCGACAAUGGGGUGUACGUUUGCGGGGACAAGAAGCGCCAAACGAUCACCGAAGGCCGACUUACCGUCAGCGUUAACAAGAAGUUGGAGUUUGGAAGCCCUCUGGACACCUUGUUUUCCCAGCUGUUGUCGUGCUUCAGAGCACGCUAUGCCGUGCUCGCAAAAGAAGCGGAGAAGCCUGCUACGUCGCCUCUGGAAUCCGAGACGCAAGCUCCUUCCGAUGACAUUGGCGCCAUACUAGACGAGCAGAUGGCAUUCAUCUACACCAACAACUUGGGAAAGGAGAAACUCCCCGUGGUCGAGGCGGAGCCGGGGCUUGAUCACAAGACUAUAGCCCUAGCUGAGCAGCUAUCUGAACACGGAUCCCUGUUGCGCGCGUUUCUUCAGGCGUACGUUUCCGAUGGGUGGCACGGUGCACGCGUCGAGGACAACAUCCCGGACUGGUGGGCGCCCCCAAAGCAGGCUGUGCUGGCCGUCGCGGACACAUCGGCCGCAAGCAAUAAGAGACGCAAGGUUGGACCGCCGCCACCCGACAUCAAUGUGCAGAAGUACUUGUCUUGUCCCCAGCUCCCUCUAUAUUCUCCGACAUACCCUCCCGUUACGCCCAAGAAACCUCGCGCACCUGAGACUACGUGGAACAGGAGAAAUGACUAG
This is a messenger RNA of Dichomitus squalens LYAD-421 SS1, 2538 nucleotides long. RefSeq lists its product as uncharacterized. NCBI's taxonomy places the organism in Eukaryota, Fungi, Basidiomycota, Agaricomycetes, Polyporales, Polyporaceae. The transcript has 4 exons. The record is from RefSeq and is a predicted model, not a curated record. Gene Ontology annotation, biological process: protein phosphorylation. The coding region runs from base 1 to 2538 and encodes 845 amino acids. Gene Ontology annotation, molecular function: protein kinase activity.